This is a messenger RNA of Entelurus aequoreus (snake pipefish), 3954 nucleotides long. RefSeq names its product calcium-activated potassium channel subunit beta-2-like. Gene Ontology annotation, biological process: detection of calcium ion; potassium ion transport. The record is from RefSeq and is a predicted model, not a curated record. Lineage: Eukaryota; Metazoa; Chordata; Actinopteri; Syngnathiformes; Syngnathidae. Gene Ontology annotation, cellular component: voltage-gated potassium channel complex; membrane. The transcript is spliced from 6 exons. The coding region runs from base 313 to 1020 and encodes 235 amino acids. Gene Ontology annotation, molecular function: potassium channel regulator activity; calcium-activated potassium channel activity.
AGUUAGUCCGAGGAGUACGGCGGCGAUUCUUAAAAUGUAUGUGGGCCAUGUUUAGCUGAAACCAAUACAGGUAUGUGUGGAACUUGACACACUCGGGGACGCAAUGGCCAGCGUGUUCAUACGGGGAGCGAGCGUUUGUAAGACACGGCGUGGAAAUCACGACCUGCAGAGAGCAAGAGGAUCAACAUGCAAAGUGUUGUUUUGCCGAGCCCAAUGACUACGUGUUGACAGUGUUCAUGAUACCGCGGGUCUUUUCAGCAUUCUCUGCGGUCCACUUCAGCGAGUAAAGGAGGACGGGGAUCAUCAAGAAACAUGUUCUUCGUGGCCGGGGCCAGGAACACGGCGUCAGGCGGCGGGGAUGAUAGGCGAUCAAUUUAUAAGAAAUUCCGCGAGGUAGACAUACUGGACAAAAAGAAGACAGUGACGGCUCUCAAGCCCGGCGAAGAUCGAGCUAUUUUCCUGGGUCUUGGAAUGAUCCUGUCCUCUGUCAUGAUGUACUUUGUGCUUGGGAUCACCAUAUUACGUUCGUACGCGGAAAGUGUGUGGACAGAGGAAGGUGUGUGUGUUGUGCUCAACUCCACGGUCACAGCAGACAUGAACUGUUCCUACAACUGUGGCUCAGACUGCUGGAGAGUCUCCAAAUACCCCUGUUUGCAAGUCUACGUGAACGUCAAUAACACGGGCCGCGUCAGUCGAUUGUCUCACAAUGAGGAGACGCAGGAUGCCAGCUCUGAAUGUUUCUAUGUGCCCAGGUGCCAGAAGAACAGCGCCCAAAUGCACGCCAUGAUCGUGAACAUCUCCGAGCGCCUGAAGGCCAACCAGCAGGUCCCGUGCUACUACGACCCCAGCGAGCAGCAGGAUAUGGUUCUCCUGACUCGGCUCUACGAUCACAGCGUUGUCUUCCACUCGCUGAUGUGGCCCUCGUGUAUGUUUGUGGUAGGGGCCCUCAUAAUCGUCAUGGUCAAGCUCACGCAGUACCUCUCCAGGCUGUGCGAAGAAAUCGGGAAGAUCAAGAGGUGAAGUUAUUGUACUAAAGCCAGCAGACAUGAACCAACGGACCAUUCUGCGGAUUGUUGCAUUCGACUAAGGCAUUUGGGGACGCUGACUCUCUCAAGCUAAAGUACAGAGUGAACGUUCCCAAGGAGGAAACUGGGACUUAAAGUACCAGUAUAAUGGAGAAACAAGUUUCCACUAUAUAGAAGCUAUUAUUAUAUAUGAUUUAUGACACCAAAAGACUUCAAAAGUUUGCAAGUAAAUAGAUAUGGUCAAAAUAGUAUCAAUCUCACGUAGAUUCCGAGCCAUUUUGAGAGAUAACGAGGAAGCCGGUCAUCUGAUCCGUGACGUAGAGGGAGGAACUACAGAUCCCUUCUGAGUAAGGCAGAGGCAAAAUCAUUCAUGAAAGGAAUUACUCUGGGACAUGAGUACACAAGGAAGGCAAUUAUAUGCAAUACAGAACACAGUAGGAGCGGGAAGAACUGUAAGGGGGAGCACACAAGAAGAAGGAAUUAUAUCACACAUUAGAUUAAGACACACCGGGUUUAGAGACUGAGAUUGAACCUUAUCAACAAAGACCCAACAGGUUUAUAUGACAACUGCAAUGAGGUAGAGUUAAAAAUCGGUUGCGAAUAAAUAGAUAUGGUCAAAAUAGUAUCAAUCUCACGUAGAUUCCGAGCCAUUUUGAGAGAUAACGAGGAAGCCAGUCAUAUGAUCCGUGACGUAGAGGGAGGAACUACAGAUCCCUUCUGAGUAAGGCAGAGGCAAAAUCAUUCAUGAAAGGAAUUACUCUGGGACAUGAGUACAACAGGAAGACAAUUAUAUGCAAUACAGAACACAGUAGGAGCGGGAAGAACUGUAAGGUGGAGCACACAAAAAGAAGGAAUUAUAUCACACAUUAGAUUAAGACAUACCGGACUGAAUAAGAGAUUGCACCUUAUCAACAAAGACCCAACAGGUUUAUGUGACAACUGCAAUGAGGUAGAGUUAAAAAUCGGUUGCGAAUAAAUAGAUAUGGUCAAAAUAGUAUCAAUCUCACGUAGAUUCCCAGCCAUUUUGAGAGAUAACGAGGAAGGCGGUCAUAGGAUCCGUGACGUAGAGGGAGGAACUACAGAUCCCUUCUGAGUAAGGCAGAGGCCAAAUCCUUCAUGAAAGGAAAUAUUUUGAAAUAGUGGCAAUUACUCUGGAACAUGAGUACAACAGGAAGGCAAUUAUAUGCAAUACAGAACACAGUAGGAGCGGGAAGAACUGUAAGGGGGAGCACACAACACGAAGGAAUUAUAACACGCAUUAGAUUAAGACACACCGGACUGAAUAAAAGAUUGCACUUUAUCAACAAACACCCAACAAGAUUAUGUGACAACUGCAAUGAAGUAGAGUCAAAAUGGGUUGCAAAUAAAUAGAUAUGGUCAAAAUGGUGUCAAUCUCAUGUAGAUUCCCAGCCAUUUUGAGGGAUAACGAGGAAGCCGGUCAUCUGAUCCGUGACGUAGAGGGAGGAACAACAGAUCCCUUCUGAGUAAGGCAGAGGCAAAAUCAUUCAUGAAAGGAAUUACUCUGGGACAUGAGUACAACAGGAAGACAAUUAUAUGCAAUACAGAACACAGUAGGAGCGGGAAGAACUGUAAGGGGGAGCACACAACACGAAGGAAUUAUAACACGCAUUAGAUUAAGACAAACAGGGUUUAGAGACUGAGAUUGCACCUUAUCAACAAAGACCCAACAAGAUUAUGUGACAACUGCAAUGAAGUAGAGUCAAAAUGGGUUGCAAAUAAAUAGAUAUGGUCAAAAUGGUAUCAAUCUCAUUUAGAUUCCGAGCCAUUUUGAGAGAUAACGAGGAAGCCAGUCAUAUGAUCCGUGACGUAAAGGGAGGAACUACAGAUCCUUUCUGAGUAAGGCAGAGGCAAAAUCAUUCAUGAAAGGAAUUACUCUGGGACAUGAGUACAACAGGAAGACAAUUAUAUGCAAUACAGAACACAGUAGGAGCGGGAAGAACUGUAAGGGGGAGCACACAAGAAGAAGGAAUUAUGUCACACAUUAGAUUAAGACAUACCGGACUGAAUAAGAAAUUGCACCUUAUCAACAAAGACCCAACAGGUUUAUGUGACAACUGCAAUGAGGUAGAGUUAAAAAUCGGUUGCGAAUAAAUAGAUAUGGUCAAAAUAGUAUCAAUCUCACGUAGAUUCCCAGCCAUUUUGAGAGAUAACGAGGAAGGCGGUCAUAGGAUCCGUGACGUAGAGGGAGGAACUACAGAUCCCUUCUAUAUAAGGCAGAGGCAAAAUCAUUCAUGAAAGGAAUUACUCUGGGACAUGAGUACAACAGGAAGACAAUUAUAUGCAAUACAGAACACAGCAGGAGCGGGAAGAACUGUAAGGGGGAGCACACAAGAGGAAGGAAUUAUAACACGCAUUAGAUUAAGACACACCGGACUGAAUAAAAGAUUGCACCUUAUCAACAAAGACCCAACAGGUUUAUGUGACAACUUCAUUUGAGGUGGCACGCCACAUCAUUUUAGGUAGUUUUCCGCAUAAUUUAUAUGGCCCGCCACAUAAUUUUAUGUGCUAUGCCGUUUUAAAUUUUGUGUGACCGCCACAUCAUUUUAUGUGGACCCGCCACAUAAUUUUAUGUGAUAAGCCGUUUUAAAUUUUGUGUGACCGCCACAUCAUUUUAUGUGGGCCCGCCACAUCAUUUUAUGUGAUAUGCCGCGUUAAAUGUUUUUGGACCAACACAUAUUUUUAUGUCUUCUUGCCAACUAUUUUACGUGGCCCGCUACAUCAUUUGAAGUGGCCUGCUGCAUAACUUUUUGCAUCAUUUUAAGUGGCCCGCCGCAUCAUUUAAAAUUGCCCACCACAACAUUUUAUGUGAUAUGCCGUUUGAAAUAUUUUUGGACCGCCACAUCAUUUUAUGUGGUCUUGCCAACUAUUUUACGUGGCUCGCUACAUCGUUUUGGAUAGUUUGCCGCAU